Messenger RNA from Nycticebus coucang (slow loris), 6065 nucleotides. RefSeq lists its product as uncharacterized. The record is from RefSeq and is a predicted model, not a curated record. NCBI's taxonomy places the organism in Eukaryota, Metazoa, Chordata, Mammalia, Primates, Lorisidae. Bases 3295 to 4440 code for a protein of 381 amino acids. The transcript has 2 exons.
AUAUAGAUUUUUUUUUUUUCAAAUUAUGUCUUUUUAAAAAAUUUCAGAUUGAAUGUAAGGGUACAAACGAUUAGGUUACAUUGUUUGAGCUUGUUAGGGAAAGUCCAAGUUGCAGUUGAGCCCUUCACCCAGGAGGUGCUCGCUACGUCGCACCUGUUAGGUGAGAGCUCACCCCCUUCUCUCCUCUGAAUGUAGUUGUGUUUUUCUCUCAUGUGGGUGUGUGGUUGUUCAUCCCUUGGUUUCAUAUUUGUAUCGGGGACACUGGAUACUUGCUCUUCCGUUCUUGUGAUAUUUAGGAGGAUGUUCUCCAAAUCUAUCCAGGUAAAUACAAAAGAUGUAAAGUCUCCAUCUUUGUGAUGGCUGAAUAGUAUUCCGUGGUGUACAUACACCAUGGUUUAUCUAUCCCACUCAUGAGCUUAUGGGCACUUGGCUGUUUCCACGUCUUGGCGAUUGUGAAUUGAGCUGCAAGAAACAAUCUAGUGCAAAUGUUCUUGUGGUAAAAUGAUUUUUUUUUCUUCUGGGUAGAUACUUAGUAAUGGGAUUGUGGGAUCAAAUGGAGGUCUACUUUGAGUUCUUUGAGGAUUCUCAUUACUUCUUUCCAAAGGGGCUGUAUUAGUUUGCAAUCCCACCAACAGAGUGGAACAUUUAAAAAAGAGAAAAAAAACUGUUCUCUUCAUCACUGACCAAGUUCUGCUGAGUGCUUUGCAGAAUCUGCAGGAGUGGCCAGGUCAGCAGAAACCCCCAGAGUGAGUGCAGUGAGCUCAGUGAUAUCUGCACUGAAUGAGCCAUUUCUUCUAUUACUAUAAUUUUCAACAUAUAUUAACAUUUCUACCAAUAAUUUAUGGGGUUCAGAAAUCUAAAUGCAAACUUGGGAAAUAAUUAUAAAAGAGUAAAAAGUAAAUAUCUUUAGAAAAAUUUUCAGAUCUUUGACUCGUUUUGAUUUUUGACUUAUGGAACUGAAUUAGUGAAGUGGAAGUCCUAACUAUAAUACAACUGUAGUUUGUAUUAAUAGAAAGUCUGCUUCAUUCAAAAAUUCUGUGUAGCAGGUGUGAAGAGUGAGGAAAAGUUACAUAGCAGGUUUCAGCUGCAUUUGUAGUGGUUCACGUUUUAAGUAUUGUAGUGGAUAUACCGGUAGUUAAUAUGUUAGUCUUUAUUUCUAUUUUAGAAAUUAAAUCUCACUCUGUUGCCUAGGCUGGAGUGUUGCCACCACAGCUCAUCGCAGCCUGGAACUCCAGGGCUCAAGCGAUCGUCCCACCUCAGUCUCUCAAGGAGCUGUGGCUACAGGGGUGCACCACCAUGCCUGGCUAAUUUUUUAAUUUGGGGGGUAAAAAAUGAGCUCUUCCCUGUGUUAGUCAGGCUGACCUUGGACUCCUGGCCUCGAAUGAUCCUCCUGCCUUGGCCUCUCAAGUACUGAGAUCACAGUACUCAGUGCCUGUGAACCACAGUGCCAGCCUUCAAGUAAAUUGAAAAACUUACCGCUAACUGAACAAAUUUAAGGCAGUUCGAGAUAACAGCCUCCCCAGGAAGCAGGUGUACUAGUCCUCUGUUGGCACUGAUUACACUGGUGAGUACCUUAGUUGGUGUGUGAGUAUCUGUUUCUCCAAGUGGACUGUGAACUCUCAAGGGCAGGACUGUUUAUUCUUCACUGUUGUAUCUCUAGUCUCAAGCCUACUGCCAACAUAGAAUUUGUGCUCAGUAAAUUGUUUUUUUUUUUCUUUUUUGAGGCAGAGUCUCACUCUGUUGCCCUAGACUAGAGUACCGUGGUGUCAUAGGUCACAGUAACUUCAAAAUCCUAGGCUGAAGGGAUCCUCCUGCCUCAGCCUGAGUAGCUGGGACUACAGGUGCUUGCCACAACACCUAGCUAGUUUCUCUAUUUUUAUUUUUUUGUUUAGCAGGCCUGGGCCGGGUUUAAACCCACCAACUCUGGAGAAUGUAGCCGGCACCCUAACCACUGACCUAUAGAUGCACAGCCAAGUUUUUCUAUUUUUAGUAGAGACGGAGUCUCACUCUUGCUAAAGCUGGUCUCAAACUCCUGAGCUUAAGUAAUCCUUCCAUCCCAUUGUCCCAGAGUGCUGGGAUUACAGGCAUAAGCCACCGCCUGGCUAAUGCUCAAUAAAUAUUUGUUGAGUGGAUGGGUGGAUGGAUGAAUAUAGAGCCGCUCACGUCUUCCAAGUAGCCACCUAAGGAGCAACAGAAUUCUAGUUCACAGGUCUCUGCCAUUGACUAAUCCUCUCAUUCCCUUCCCUCAUAAAAACGUAGUUUGUAGGGGGUUUAAGAAAUGUGUCCCAUAGGUUCAUGCUCAAAUGGCAAAGCCUCCCCCAUAGCUCUCCAGAGAGGUCCACAGUCUCAGGUCACUCUGCUGAGUGACUUUGAAAAGGACGGGUAGACAGGCUCCCACUUUACUCAUUGUCUGCCACGUGUCUACAUCCAUGCUAGACACUUCCACAGAAAUAUUCUGAUUUGAUUUUCACAAUACUCCAUUCCCCCUCUGGGCAGGUGAGGAAAGAGAUUCCCGGAGUGAUGAUGGACCCUGACCCUGUUACAAGUAGGGAGAGAUGGAGCCCUGGCUCAGACUCAGGUCUGCCCGACCCCAAUGCCCAGCCCCAGUCUUUCUUCCCACACAGUGCCGUGAGCCACAGAAUGUGGUGACCUGAAAGCACCCUUAGAGGUUGCCAAGCAAUCCACUUUUAAAAAAUUAAUUUUCUUUUAAAAAAAAAAAGAAUGUUGGAACAUUUCUCUUGCCAAAUAGUUUUGCAAAUCAUGAUUUUUGCCUUAGAGAAACAAAGAACAUUCAAUUUUCCUUUAUCUGUAAUUGACUAAGCAACUCUGAAAAUUAGCCAGGAACCUCUUUGGAUGUGUUGGAGGAGCAGGGCAUACCUCACCAUUUUCUGAGAGAGGGACAUGAAUUCUGGCCUGGUUUCCUGUACCACAGGGGUUAUCUUUGUUCAUCUCUGAGUGCAGCUCACAGGCUGGACUCCACACUGCUGCUGCUGCCAGGUCAACCUACUCACUCAUUAACUCCCGUUUACUGCACCCUUGGCUAUUGGCCAGGCCAAGUCUAUUGGCCAGGCAUCAUGUGUAAAUCAUCUUGGUUAAUCCUGUGACUUUAUGGAGAAGGUAAUUAUCUCUAUUUUAUCUUUAGGGAAAAAGUAACUUGUUCAUAAUUGGUUUACCUGGAUUUGGAUCCCGAUGACUGUGAAUUCAGAACCAAGUGUUUUCACCACUUUAUGAGCCUUUCACACAGGCAACAUACUGGUCAGGGUGUUAUGGUGAAAAUGAACCAGUCAGGCUAUUAUGGGGAAGAGGUAUCAUGAGGAUGUUAUGGAGAGGGUUCGUCAGUCAGGGUGUCAUGAAGAGGGUGCAUCAUUCAGGGUGCUAUGGAGAGGGUGCAUCAGUCAGGGUGUCAUGGAGAGGGAUCAUCAGUCAGGGUGUUAUGGAGAGGCAUCAUCAGUCAGGGUGUUAUGGAGAGGGAUCAUCAGGGUGUUAUGGAGAGGGAUCAUCAGUCAGGGUAUCAUGAAGAGGGUGCAUCAUUCAGGGUGCUACGGAGAGGGUGCAUCAGUCAGGGUGUUAUGGAGAGGGAUCAUCAGUCAGGGUGUUAUGGAGAGGGAUCAUCAGUCAGGGUGUUAUGGAGAGGGAUCAUCAGUCAGGGUGUUAUGGAGAGGGUUCAUCGGUCAGGGUGUCAUGAAGAGGGUGCAUCAUUCAGGGUGCUAUGGAGGGGAUCUUGAGUCAGGGUGUUAUGGAGAGGGAUCAUCAGUCAGUGUGCUAUGGAGAGGGAUCAUCAGUCAGGAUGUCAUGGAGAGGGUGCAUCAGUCAGGUUGUUAUGGAGAGGGUUCAUCAGUCAGGGUGUCAUCAAGAGGGUGCAUCAGUCAGGGUGCUAUGGAGAGGGAUCAUCAAUCAGGGUGUUAUCAGGAGGAUGCAUCAGUCAGGGUGUCAUUGAGAGGGCACAUCAGUCAGGGUGUCAUGGAGAGGGUUCAUCGGUCAGGGUGUUAUGGAGAGGGAUCAUCAGUCAGGGUGUUAUGGAGAGGGUGCAUCAGUCGGGGUGUUAUGGAGAGGGUGCGUCAGUCAGGGUGUCAUGGAGAGGGUUAUUCAGACAGAUUGUCGUGGAGAGGGUGCAUCAGUCAGGGUGUUAUGGAGAGGGUUAUUCAGUCAUGGUGUUGUGGAGAGGGUGCAUCAGUCAGUGUGUUAUGGAGAGGGUGCAUCAUUCUGGGUGUCAUGGAGAGGGUAUAUCAGUCAGGGUGUUAUGGAGAGUGUGCAUCAGUCAGGGUGUUAUGGAGGGGGUGCAUCAGUCAGGGUGUUAUGGAGGGGGUGCAUCAUUCUGGGUGUCAUGGAGAGGGUAUAUCAGUCAGGGUGUUAUGGAGAGGGUGCGUCACUCAGUGUGUCAUGGAGAGUGUGCAUCAUUCUGGGUGUCAUGGAGUAGGUGCAUCAGUCAGGUGUUAUUGAGAGGGUGCAUCAUUCUGGGUGUCAUGGAGAGGGCACAUCAGUCAGGGCGUUAUGGAGAGGGUUCAUCAGUCAGGGUGUCAUGGAGAUGGUGCAUCAUACAUGAGCAUGUUCAACUACCGCCUGCUGCAGGGCAGCAUUUCCUGGGUCUGAGUUGGAAGUGACAAGCAGACUUUUAGUAGUUGUUGUUUCAGUGAAGACCCAGGUUUGUUAGAACUAUCAGGCAUAAUUCCAGAAUCACCAAUCCCUUUCAUUACUAGAAGGGAUUCCUUUGUCUGGAUUUUCUUUUGUCUUUAGACCGACCCCUUUGUUGAAAAAAUUCAGGGAAUUUUUGUGUUUUCAACAAGAGGCUUGGAAAAUGUGGGCACAAAUCAUUUAAUGUUAGUGUGUAUGUGGGAUCACUCCAGAAUGUAAACAGAAUUGACAAGAUUGAGGCCAUUUGGGGGAAGAUCUUCAUGAUCAGGAUUAAUUUUGCGAGAUUCAUAUCAUGCCUAGAAGUUUGCCACCACACACGGUUUAUUUGUUUUUAAAUUAAGAGGAUUUAUUUCUUAGGUAACAGAAACAUACAUAGACAUUAGCAAAUACCCUCAGGACUGAAACUAGAGUAGUAGUGGUGAAAUGAAAACAGCUAUAUGAGAAAGUUCUUGAAGCUGUGUUUAUUAUGAUCACCUUCUUUUGGGACAUGAGGAAAGGAAAGCAGAUGUCAGCCUGGGGAGUGUUUUACCUUGAACAGUUUAUGGUUCUGUCGCCUUGAAGAGGAGGAGUAAAACUGAUAUGUAACAUUUAGCUUGGAAGGUAAGGUGAAUCAUGCAUUGGUGAGCAAUGACGUGAGGAGAAUUAUUGAGAACCUGGCCCUGCUCUUAGGGAAGGGAGUGUGCAUUUGUGUGUUGGGCCCCAGAAAGGGACUGUCUCUAGUCAUAGGCGGCUUUUUUUUUUUUCAAUGACAUCUACCAAGUUCUGACUUGACCCUAAAUGACUUCCCUGGUAGAGAAAGCAACCAAGGACAGGACUCAGUAUUAGACCAGGCGGGUCAAUGGGAGUCGCUAACCACAUGCUUCCUGAGGAAGAAUACCGGCCUAUGAGGACAUUGUCCCUGCUGCCCAAGAUCAUGGGAUGCAUUGGGGACAGGCCAUGGUCACCUCUCUUUUAGCCUUUUCUUUUUCUAAAUAGUCUAUUGUUAGAUCUUACUAUAUGGGAGGCUGAGAAGGAUUUUUUUUUUUAAUUUCAGAUUGAUAUGAGGGUACAAAUGUUUAGGUUACAUUGUUUUCCUUUUCUAAGGUAAAGUUCAAGUUGUAGUUGAGCCCUUCACCCAGGGGCGUGCUGAACACCCUCACAUUGUGUACAUUAGGUGAAAUUCUGCCAAUCACCCUCCCUCCUUCUCUCCCCUCCCCCUCCUGUCUUCCCCCCCUCCCUUCCCCUUCCCCUUGAUAGACUAUACUUGUUUUUCCUUCGUGUGGGCGUGUAUUGCUUUUUUAUUUGUAUUGAGUACAUUGGAUGCUUGUCUUUCUGUUCUUGUGACACUUUACUAAGAAGAAUGUGUUUCAGUUCCACCCAGGUAAACACAAAAGAUGUAAAGUCUCCAUCUUUCCUUAUGGCUGAAUAGUACUUCAUGUACCACAGUUUGUUAA